AUGGAUAUCCAGCACAUUUCUCACGCGACAGUCGAAAACGCGAGUUUUUCUACCUCCCAUAUCUUCUUGCUUAGGAGUCAGGCGUGAAAAUGAAGCUACAAACUGAUUAAACGUCUGAUUUGUAAAUUUGAGCAUCAGCGCGAUCACUUUCCAAUACUUUUUCCGCUUUUCCGAUGGAAGAGUGCAGUUCGACUGCUCCUCUCGUGAAUUUUCAGAAUUCUAAACUGAUUUUUCAGAUCGGGAGCAUCAAGAGCGAUCAACAAUUUGACAACGAGGACGAUUCCGAUGAAAACGUGGAGUUGAGUCAAACAGACUUGUGCCGAAUUCUCGAAGGCGUGGUCGCAAAGCAGUGCGAGCUCGACGAACAUGUCCUUCACGUCCAUAUUGGCUCGGCGCUGCGCCAGACGGGCAAUGACGAACGUGUCCGUGACUUCGGUGUAAUUCGUGACCCCUGCCACGUGUCUCUCCACCCCUUGAACGUUCUUGUUCCCGAAUUGAUUCAGUUCCAGCUUUUGCAAAAGAGUCCAAAUGAAGCAGCUCCUCGUUCUCCUCGUGCUCUUCGCUCCGUUCUGCUCGGCGGACGUCUGGCAGGGUGCCGUCCACGGCGUCGGACAACUUUAUUGCAACGAAAAACCGUUCGCCAAUCAGCUCGUCGAAGUGUGGGAGAAGAAUUUCUGUGAGUCUGUUUGUCCCCAACCAACCAGAACGAUCGGAUGUUUCAGUGUGGGGCGACGGUCUGUGGGGCAGCACGAAGACGGACAAGCACGGCUUCUUCCAGUUGAAGGCCGCCGGCUGGGAGUGGUUCGGCCCCACUCAGCCGUACCUCUUCAUUCCCAAUUUUUGCGAGUCGGACGGAAAGUGCGCCAACAACGUCAUCAACAUUUUCUUCCCCGACAUUUACAUUUCCAAGGACCAGUUUCCGAAGAUGGUAGAGUCUCAAAACGAAAACAUUUCCAAUAUUAUCGCAUUUCAGAAGUUAGACAUUGGUCAGAUGGAACUGCGAGGCUUCGAUCGGACCGAACAAAGAGGAAUGGCGGUCGUGCUCGGAUCCGGCCGUUACUGCAACUAG
Molecule: messenger RNA, 1069 nt
Organism: Caenorhabditis sp. 36 PRJEB53466
Lineage: Eukaryota; Metazoa; Nematoda; Chromadorea; Rhabditida; Rhabditidae
Source: the annotation of a GenBank genome assembly